AUGCGCUGUCGCUCCUCACCGUUGCAACCACCGCACUACCGUGAGCCUUGCCAUCUCGCCGCGCCGUCGAGACCUCCAUCGCACCACCAUCUUCAAAUCGUGGAUCUCUUCAAGAUCUCGGUUGGUUAUGGUAUAUUUACAGAUUUUCGGUCCAACUCUUAUCUUGAAGUCCUGGGUUCUUGUAGAGGGUUUCUACUUUUAGCCACUCGCCUAGGUAGUAGUUUCACUGUGUGUAAUCCAUCAACGGGUGAGCAUAGACGAAUUCCAUCAACUAGUAGUUUUAGUUAUUCUGCUUCUUCUCUGAAUGGUAUUGGGUAUGAUGAAUCAACCGAUGACUACUUGUUAGUUUCCAUAAAAUCGUAUGGCUGUAAUCGUACAAUUAAGUUGUUUUCUUUGAAAACCAAUUUACCCCGCUCGCUCACACUGGAUCUUGAAUAUCGCUAUCUCGAUUGUAGUCGUCGAAGCGAUUUGUUCUUACAUGGGUCUCUUCAUUGGUUGGUUACGUCUGGUGCUACAAAGCUUCCUGUAGUUCUUGCUUUUAAUUUGGUAGGGAGGUGUUUAUCGGAGAUUGCUCUGUCACCUGAUUUAGCUCUGGAAUUGAAGAAUGAACCAUGUGAUUUAAGAGAGAUGGCAGGAUGUCUUGGUUUGUGUCCUGGUCUGUGUUACACUGCUUAUAGUGGCAUGAUUGAAAUAUGGAUAAUAAAAGAGUAUAAAGUGCAAUCAUCUUGGACUAAGAUUGUUUUCUCUACUCAUGACAUCCAUACCACACCCCGCUUUUUUCCAAUAUGUUUCACUAAAUGUGGUGACAUUUUUGGAUCAGAUGAGAAUGGAAGAUUAUUGAGAUUCAACGAUAAAGGAAAGCUGCUUGCAGUUUGGCCGUGGGAGAGCAAAUAUCGUCUAUUAUAUAGUCUCCCUGAUUCUCCUGAGGCUCUCUUGGUAAUAGCCACCCCAAUGAAAUUUCCUCAUUCAGCAUAUCCAGCAGGCGAUGAUAAUCUGGACCUAAUGUCUGCUCUCUUUGUCCUAAUCCAGCAGGCGAUGAUAAUCUGAACUUGUUGUGAUGUUUGACCUAAGUUCUGCUCUUUUUGUCUUAGAUAAUGACAUUUUAGAUGUUAAAUAUUAAAACUUUUCAAUUGUAUGUAAGGGAUUUGAUGUGCGUUUGAAGGAGAAAUCAGUGAUGGUUGUUAGCAUGUACCUCUAUAUUCAAUUUUACUUUUAGACAAUGCUAAUUGGUCCCAAAAUUCUAUCGUUUUCAUUUGAAUUUCUUUUUUCCGUAUGAGUUCCCUGAUGUAGGAAGGCCUUUGUAAUCCUCCACUUCUGGUUUGUGCUUUUGCCUUUUCAAGUUGCCACUUGAAUUGAAAAGGUUUGAAAAAUAAGUUUCUAUUGUCACAAGCCUUCAAAUUAAACCAAAUGAUAUGUUGAA
Lotus japonicus is the source of this 1420-nucleotide messenger RNA. RefSeq names its product F-box/kelch-repeat protein At3g06240-like. The transcript has 3 exons. The coding region runs from base 1 to 1047 and encodes 348 amino acids. The record is from RefSeq and is a predicted model, not a curated record. Lineage: Eukaryota; Viridiplantae; Streptophyta; Magnoliopsida; Fabales; Fabaceae.